Phytophthora sojae is the source of this 312-nucleotide messenger RNA. RefSeq lists its product as hypothetical. Lineage: Eukaryota; Oomycota; Peronosporomycetes; Peronosporales; Peronosporaceae. The record is from RefSeq and is a predicted model, not a curated record. The annotation marks the transcript as partial. The transcript has 3 exons.
AUGAAGCCGCAGCACCCCAGUUCCACCCCCGGCCGCGGCGGCUACGGCCCCAACGGCGGAGCUCCGCACCCGCGCGGCAACCCGCACCACCUCGCAGAGUACAGACCCAAGGGCGGCCCGCAGCAGCACGACGCGCCCGCGCACCCGCAGAUGACGCCGCCCGGAGCCGACGGCAUGGACGUCAACGCGCCGGUCUUCAAGCAGGGCGGAGGCUUCAACCUGCAGCACACUGCGCGGCCGUACAACGGCCCGAUGGGCUACGCGCCCGCCCCCCCCAUGGGCGCGCCCGGCCCGGGCAUGCCCCAGCAGAUG